Molecule: messenger RNA, 3756 nt
Organism: Metopolophium dirhodum (rose-grain aphid)
Lineage: Eukaryota; Metazoa; Arthropoda; Insecta; Hemiptera; Aphididae
Gene: per
Product: period circadian protein
Exons: 26
Coding region: 305-3526 (1073 amino acids)
Biological process (GO): negative regulation of transcription by RNA polymerase II; circadian regulation of gene expression; entrainment of circadian clock by photoperiod
Cellular component (GO): nucleus; cytoplasm
Molecular function (GO): transcription corepressor binding; transcription cis-regulatory region binding
Source: RefSeq, a predicted model, not a curated record
UUAUUCUCAAGCGUUUUUGUGUGUGCUUUACUGCUUUCUUUCCCUCACCAACCCCGCGAGGCGUGCACUACCUUAGCAGACGCGCUCGAUCGUCGUUGUUGCGCUGCUGUGUGCCUGUGUACCAUCACUCGCAUCCCGUUCGUCAUCGUUGCUAAACCACUGCUGCACAUUCUAUUUUUUUUUUCUUGACAAACGGAACCACAUCCCACCCAGCCACACACGUGUCGACACGGAACCCGCCGACUUUGAUCAUACCUGUUGCUAUUUUGUCACGACAUUAAGCAGUUUACCGGUUAGAACAAAAAUGGAAGGAAGUAAAUCAUUUUCAGUAAAUCAAACUCGAGCUGAUUAUGACUCUGGCUACUCUUGUACAUCAACUCAAUCUAAAUACAGUGUUAAAUCACACCUUCAAGAACCAUCUACGGAAUUAAGUUUCGAAGAACAGAGUUCGACUAUAUUGACAACUGAUAAAGACAGGAAAAUGUCAACUUUAAACUCUAAACCCGUCGAACAAUCAAGUCAAACUAUAUUAAGAGGCUCGAACACUAAUCAAAAAGCAAGUACUACUUGUUCAAAAUCUAAACAGAAAAAUUCAAUGAACGAAUUAUGCAUCAAUGCUCCAAAAAUGGAAUCUGAUGAUUUAAAAAAAUUACAUAAUGACGUUAAAGUAGACCCCAGUCAAGAAAAUAUGGCGUUUUUGCAAUUGUCUUAUUUGUGUCAAUCAUAUCGGGAUUUAAAUCAAACAAACUCAACUUCAAAUCCUAGAAAUACAUUAACUAUUAUAGAUACUGUUUUAAAGGCAUUAAAAGACCAAGACACACAAUUCUAUGAAAUAAUCGAGUCAAAUGAUGUCCAAAACGAUUCAUUUGGUGUUAUUGUGUCCAUGACUGAUGGUCUAAUUAUUGAUAUAUCAAAUAGUAUUAAUAAAAGUAUGGACUGUCCAAAAGACAUGUGGAAAGAUAAAUCAUUUAUUGAUUUUAUUCAUCCUAACGAUCGGAUGACAUUUGUCAAUCAUAUGACGUCUAUUCUUACAGAUCCUUACAUAAUUACUAGAGGAGAUGGUGUAUCUGCAGUGACUUAUUUGAGACCCAAGACCAAUGAUGGAUUUUACUGCAAUAUGGGUUAUUCAAUAUCUGAAACCGAAAAUUACUAUAAAGUCUGUAAGCUAACGAUAACAUUCAAAGAGUUAUCACACAAUUCAACGACACCUAGUUUGGCACAAUUAUCAAGACCUCAAUUAGUGUUGUUUGUUAAAGCACAGCUAAUUCACUCAGCAUACACAUGUUCUGAAGAGAUUAUAGAAAAUCCCAUUAAAUUUAUCACUAAACAUAAUCCGUUUUUCGAAUGGUGUUAUGUUGAUAAAUUAAUUACCUCAUACUUUGGAUAUCUACCUCAAAAUUUUAUUGGGAGAUCAAUUUUCGACUAUUACUGUAUUAAGGAUUUAACAACUAUUAAAGAAAUCCACACAAAUGUGAUUAAAGCUAAGAGUAUAUCAUUGAAAGGAAACCCUUACCAGUUUAAAUGUCAAAAUGGUGAUUUUGCAUUAAUACAAACAGAAUGGUCCACUUUUGUAAAUCCAUGGUCUGGUCAAGUAGAGUUUGUUAUUGGUAAACACAAAAUCAUUCAGGGUCCUAUUAAUCCUGACGUGACAACUCUGGCUGAUAAUACUAUUCUGAAGGAUAUAAAAACAAAAGAGGAAUAUGGCUUAGAUGAAACACCAAGAAUUUUCGAAAAAACAGCGAAUGAAAACAAUGAAGUUGCUGAAGUUUCAUAUGAAACAAAUCAAACAAUGGACACAAAUUCAAAGAAACAAAUAUCAAUGGAAUAUAAAGAUUUGACUGAAUCUAUGCAUUGCUUUGUACAUCCAUCUAUUAAAGUUACUCUAAAUGAAGAUGUUCUACCAGAAACGUCUGGUAAUUAUUCUGACCACGACUCCACGUCUUUAUCUCAACAUCACAACUAUGAAAGUAAAUCUAGUUCCGAUACACUAUUAAGUUAUAAUGAACUUAAUUAUAAUGACAACAUUCAAAGAUUUUUCAAUAGCAAAGCAAAAACAAGUUCAUCAGAAGAUUCAAGUGGUUCUAAAAAAUUUGAUGCAAGAAAAAUCACUUCUUUUGAAACAGAUGAGACUAAAGUUCAACCAGAUACAAUACCAUUGUUCCAAAGUGGAACACCAAUAAUUUUAAAUAGGAUCGUAACUCAAAAUGCUCAUAGUUAUGAUUCAGAACAAAGUGCAAGUAAAAAUUGUCAACUUACUCAAAAAAUGCUUUUACGUCACAAUGAAAAAAUGGAAUGUGAUCUCGUCAAACAGCAUAAAAAAAACAAAUUGACCAAAAAACAAAAUUUCUCAAAUCAAACUAUAUACAUUCCUGAUAUAGCUCAUGGAAUAAAACGCAACAAUUCAAAUGCAAAUGAAGAUAAGUCAUGCAAGCUUUCUAAAAGAAAAUGUCUUUCAAAUAUCAGUGGUCUGACGAAUGUAACACAACCACCUGAGCAUCAAGACAUUGCUACUACCCCUACUGUAGCUAGAGCAACACAAAUUUGGUCUUUUUGUCAAAUUACACGAGAUUCGCAAACUAUGACUGAUUUACCACCAAUACAACCAAGCUCAGGCCAAAAACUAGUCUUACCAAGUCAAGCACUAAUUGUACCAUGCCAACCACUUGUCUAUAAUGUACCACUUAGUAAUAAUGUGAUGCCUGUACAAAAUAAAUUGAAUUUUAUGGACAUCAAGUUUGGAAAUAAUCAAGAAACGUUAUCUAACAAGUUACAAUCACUAAGUAUGCCGAGUCACUUUACUGAAAAUCCUCAACUUUUACAUAUGGAACAACAGUUCAAUAAUAUACAACAACUAUACCAGAAUAUUGAAAAUAAAACUGAAGCAUCAAUUCAAUCGGGAAAUAGUGACCAGAAUAUUCGAAUGAAAACAAAAGCAUCACAUGCAAACCAAGAAGAAGUUAUAACAAGUUCUGAUUCCGAUUUUAAAAGAGAUACCGGGAGCUUAAAAUCAAGUAGUGGAUGGAUGUACGAAGACAGUAGUUAUUACUCAUCAAGCUUACGAGACAAAACCGACAGUAGUGAAAGAGAAGACUUUCCUUUGCCAAAUGUAUUUGAAAAAACAAAUUGUUCUCAUCAGUUAAUUAAAAAGCAACCAUUCUGGAUGGAUGAUAUUGUAACAACACCAGAUUUAGUCUAUCGGUACCAAAUGAACUACGGAGACAUAAACGAAGUCUUACGCAAAGAUAUUAACACAUUGAAUACAUUUACUCAACCUUUGUUAGUGAACGAACAGUUCAAACAACUAUGCGUGGAAAUAGAUGUAAAUGGUUCUUCUAAAACAUCAUACUUUGAAGACGGAACUUCAUCAAGCAGUGACGGAGACGAAUGUUAUAUUUCUAUUGGAAAAAAUAAAAGAAGAAGAAUUGACUUCUGCAGAAUGGCAAUGAUUUAUGAAGAAGAUGCUUUAAUACCACCACCACCAACCUCGCCACGCAAGUUGUCAAAAAGUGAUCAGUCAACAUCCUAAAUUUUUCAUGACACAAAAUCAAAAGAACAUAGUCACAUAGGCAUCAAUAAAUGUAUAUACAAUUAUAAGUGGUAGGUACAUAUUUUAUUGUUGUUAAAUAAUAAUAAAAUAUAAUUUAAAGUUAGUAGGUAACUAAGUAAUAUGUUAAACUUAUUUUAAUAAUUAUUUAGUUUAUAUUAAUAAUGUAAUCUGUUCCUAUUGAUUAAUAAAUAAACAAACUGUAUUUGAAA